This is a messenger RNA of Folsomia candida, 757 nucleotides long. RefSeq lists its product as uncharacterized. The transcript is spliced from 5 exons. NCBI's taxonomy places the organism in Eukaryota, Metazoa, Arthropoda, Collembola, Entomobryomorpha, Isotomidae. The coding region runs from base 119 to 586 and encodes 155 amino acids. The record is from RefSeq and is a predicted model, not a curated record.
GAAAAUAUAGUUUGAGCGUUAAAAGUUCAGUCACUCACUGCUCAACUUUUAUAACUUACCGGCUAACAAAUAAGAACAUAUUGCAUUAAUCAUAUAAUUUGCGUAUCUUUCCAACAUCAUGGUUUGUCUCAAUACAAAUAGUAGACACGUCGUCACAAUGGGGACCCCUGUACUGAUAUUCCCGGCUGAUAAGUUACAAGUUUUUGAGUCAACGGUGAAAGGAAUAAAACUGAAACAAAAGUUCAUCUCUAUUAAGAUGAAAGCUAAAGGAUUGGAGAACUCUAUAAGAAAAUUAUGUCAAGAGUUUAGAGACGUUAAUUAUGAAAAAAUGAAUGCGUUCCUCAGGAGAACUGGUUCUACAGAGGACACAGUGUUUCAUCUAAACCGAGACUUUGAAGUAUCAUUGGGGAGUAAGACUGAAAACGGCCACCAAAAGUUGGAGAAGUUGCGAUUAAAAGAGAAGAAAGUACGACAAAAACUAGUUGUACAUUAUGGUGGAGGACAAAUAGGAGAGGAUAAAGUACGCAAUUUAGAAGAGGGGUUACAAAUGUUCCUGGAAAAUUCGUGUGACAUAUCGCUUACGUAAUCACGGUCACAAUGAAUAACAAAUGAUACAGAUAAUAAUUAUAUUCAAUGAAUUUCAUGUAAUGCAUAAAAAAUAUAAAUCAUAAACUAUAAAUUGAUGGGAUUCUACUCAAGCACUUUGUAUAAGUGCUAUUCAAUUACUAAUAAAGAUUUUUCUAAUUGGUUUCAAUAA